Messenger RNA from Galleria mellonella (greater wax moth), 2711 nucleotides. RefSeq lists its product as uncharacterized. Bases 191 to 2137 code for a protein of 648 amino acids. NCBI's taxonomy places the organism in Eukaryota, Metazoa, Arthropoda, Insecta, Lepidoptera, Pyralidae. Gene Ontology annotation, cellular component: Ndc80 complex. The record is from RefSeq and is a predicted model, not a curated record. The transcript is spliced from 14 exons. Gene Ontology annotation, biological process: attachment of mitotic spindle microtubules to kinetochore.
CAGAUCGUUAUCUAUGGUUUAAUUCGUUGAAUUGUUGUUGUUUGAAAUUUAAAAAUCUCAUUCUCAACGUAGUGUUAUUGUUUUGAAAUCUAUUAUUUUGUAUUAAAUUCAGUUAAACUAAAUCUCUUAAUUUUGUUUAUUUGCGUUAUAUACUUUGUUUACAUUAGUUAGAUUGUGUACGUAUAAUACCAUGAUACCAGCAAGAUUUGCCGCUGGACAUUCUUCAGCUAUGCGUAAAUCACGGUUGGAAGGUAAACCAUCAUUAUUACCCAAACCUCGCCGGCCGGGAUCAACGGACCGCCUAUCGACGGAAUUUCGCCGGCCAAGUACUACAGGACACCGGUCUAGCAGCGCUGAUCCUCCUCGAGCAACAUUUGGUAGUGGCAGGCUGAGUAGAGAAGCAUCAGCUACAAAGAUUCCUCUUAAUGGAAGGUCCAGAUCUCAACAAGGUGAUAGAUAUGGCCAGUCUACAACGACUCCGCUGCGCUCCAGCCAUUACUCUAGGCCCACUACCACACCUGUUAGAACUCCUUCAGAAGAUCGUGCAAGUCGUAGCUGGCAGACGUCACUGGAUAGGGUCCUGGCCUUUGUCACUAUUAAGGAUCAGAGACAGAUAUCGAACGUGGUUUGGCAGCGGGCGGCGGCAGCACGCGUGGCCGAGGCGCUGGCGGCCCGCGACGCGGCGGCCGGCGGCGGCGGCGGCGGCGGGGCGCUGCUGCGGCCGCUCACCAUCGCCCGCUUCGUGGACGUGGCCGCCGCGCUGCUGGCCGCGCUCGUGACCGACACCAGGCUCAACACCGACAACUACGUCACUAAGUUGCCAUAUGUGGCGAAGCGGCUGCUGUACCCGGGCGUGGUGUCCAAGUCGUGGCUGAAGACGGUCAACACGCUGCACGCCUUCCCGCACGCGCUCGCGCUCAUCGCCUACCUGCUCGACCUCGUCAACCACGUCGAGCUACCCGUGACUGAUGAGUGGCUGUAUGUAAGGAAAGAUGAGUUGGCGUGCUUACGACGGGAUUACCUUUCCAAGUGUUGGAUCAGGUUUCAAGACCCCGGGCAUAAGUUUGAAGACUUGAAUGAGGAGUACUUGCAGAACUUGAAGGCGCUACUGGGCAACGAUGACGAGAAAAUUAAUGAGUUGGAGCAGAUUAUAAGUCAGUACCGCGCGUGCCUGGAGGACGAGGCGGAGGCGGCGGCGCGCGCCGACGAGGCUCGGCGCGGCGAGCGGCGCGCCGCGCUGGCCGCGGCCGCACGCGCGCUGCACGCCGCCCGCGCCGACGCGGCCGCGCGCGCCGCCGCCGCCCGCGCCGCCGCCGCCGACCACGCCGCCGCGCUGCGCCUGCUCGACGCCGACAUCGACCGCGCCAACGCGCAGAGCAGCGAGCUGCGCCGCGAGCUGGAGGCGCAGCGCAUGAGCGUGGCGGAGCGCACGCGGCUGCUGGACGACGUCGACUACGCGCUGCGCGUGCAGGACUCCAAGCGGGCGCUCGCCGACCAGAUCGCCAAGAUGGUGCUGAGCAAAGAGACAGAACUGGCCCUCUGGCAGAAGAAGACCCUGGACAGCUGCGUGGAGUACAAGCAGGGUCUCAUACAUUUAUCAGCACAGUUCCCCGAUCUUGCCAAGUUGGCCAUUGAUGAAAAGGAGCUGAUGGAGGCGGAGUGUGCAACGCGAGUGAGCGAGGCGACUGCAGCGCUGCGGGCGCUUGAAGGAGCGCUGGUGGCGCGGCGCGCCGCUGCCGCCCGCGAACGCGCCGCCGGCGGCAGGAGGCGCGCCGCCCUGCUGGAAGAAACGCGUACAAAAAUUGCUGAUAUCAAAGCGCUACUACACCGCGAGCAACAGUGCCUCGAGGCGGAAGCGGCCAAGGAGGCCGUUGAAGCUGCAGCCUGGUCCGCGGAGGAGCAGGAGGUAGCCAGCCGUCUAGACGACCUGAGGAGUCACCAGGAGGAAUAUGCGAGAGUGGACAGUGAGCUAGACUUCUGGGAGAAACAGGAUGUUGCAUGGCAGACGAAGUUGGGUGAGCUGCAACGGUACGUGGUGUCUCAACAGGCGGAGAUGCAGCGCGUGCUGCAGGUCGCUCGGGACCGGCGUCUCGAGCUGGUACGGACCACCGUGGCUUCCUGGGAACGAAUGCUGUAGAACGGAUGGAAUGUUUUUACCACCAUCACCAUGUGCCCGAUUUACCCCGAUAUACUUGUUUUGCCACUUCGAGCAGACAUAUUUACUGUCUUUAUAAUUAGCUAGCUAGUACUAAAUCUGAAGUUGAUAACGUGUUUAUCGAUAAAUAAUAAGUUUAAAUUCUUUCGCCUGAUGGGUACCAUGGACAAGAGGCAAAAAAUCGCAAUAACUCAUAUCAAAGAGAAGCCACAAGCCGGAUGCUUACAAUCCUUUUAUAAUCCUAGACUGUCAUUUCUUACUAUAAAAAUUACAUUGAUAAGUGUUGUUUGUAAUUUAAUUGUAGGAUCUACAUUAUCUCGUACUGUAAAACAGGAUAAUCAAUUAAAUUUCACCCUAGACCUAUUUUAUACAAAUCCCCUACCAUUAAUUUCACAUAAUGAUAUCUCAAGAACUUUGAGUCACAGUUGUUUAAAAUUGUUCAUAAUACUUGUAAUUUAACUGAUAUUAAACUACCAUUUUAUUUCAAUGGUUUAUGUUCAUUCGUACAUUUCUAAAGUCUUAUGGUGGAUUAAUAUAGCAUAUUAUAGUGUAAGGU